AUGGCGACCGCCACUCGAAACAGAAAAGCUAAGCAACUGAAACAUCUGCACGCUAAGCGUGCUUAUAUUGUCGGAUCAAUUGACCUGAUUCGUGAUUUUGAUGAAAAUUUCGAUCCAUCUAAAUCGGCCGAAAUUCCCUUCCGUCUCGAGCGACUAGAUAAGUUGAUGGAGGAGCUCGAAUACGUUGAAACUGAGUUAGACUCUCUUCGCUGCGGUGACCCCAUUUCUUCGGACACGCGGGCGGAAUUUCAGACUUUACAUUUUCGCUUAAAGGGUUCUUUAUCGAGCAAACGAUGCGCGCCGCCUGAAAUGUUACUCCCUACUGUUGUAAAUGAUGCGUCGAACUUGUCAUCUGGUGUGCGUCUCCCAGAAUUGAAACUUCCGGAAUUCAAUGGGAACCCGGAAGAUCGGGCUGGAUUCCAUGAUUUAUUUAAAGCUAUGAUACACGAUAACACUUCGCUGUCGAAUAUUCAAAAACUGCAUUACCUUCGAGCUUGUUUAAAAGGGGAUGCAGCCCGCAUUGUUUGUUCACUUCCAAUUGCUUCAACUAGCUACACUGUCGCUUGGAAGAUGAUAAUCGAUCGAUUCGAGGAUAAAAACUUGCUGAGGAUAAAAAUCUGCUUUAUUCUCAAUCACACCCAUCCGGAAGGAAUCAGCUAG
Messenger RNA from Topomyia yanbarensis, 660 nucleotides. RefSeq lists its product as uncharacterized. The transcript has a single exon. The record is from RefSeq and is a predicted model, not a curated record. Bases 1 to 660 code for a protein of 219 amino acids. NCBI's taxonomy places the organism in Eukaryota, Metazoa, Arthropoda, Insecta, Diptera, Culicidae.